CACACCGCGCAGCGCAACGGCAGCAGCAGCUCAUCGCUAGCUCCACGGUCGUCGGUGUUCCCUGUGCCUGUGCGUGCCUACUACUCUACUCUACAUGGCGGCCUCGCUAGGACUCGCCCACGAGGCGGCCCCGUUCUACGCCGCCGCCUACCCGCCGGCCGGCGCUGCUUACGCUUACCUCGCACCACCACCCGGCGACCUCGUCGUCGAGUUCCCGCCGCGCGCCGCCACCAUGGCUGACGACUGCUGCUACCAGUUCGGCCAGGAGAUGGGCGGCGCCUACUGCUCGCCGCCGGUGUUCGACAAUGGCAUGACGAGCCUGCUGAACUAUGGCGUCGAAGGCGACGGGAGGAGGCCGGUGGGCGGACCAGCUGGCGGUACUGGGAACGGCGGCGGCCGGCCCCGGCCGGCGUCACGGAUCGGGUUCCGGACCAGGUCGGAGGUGGACGUGCUUGACGACGGCUUCAAGUGGCGCAAGUACGGCAAGAAGGCGGUCAAGAGCAGCCCCAACCCGAGGAACUACUACCGGUGCUCGGCGGAGGGCUGCGGCGUGAAGAAGCGCGUGGAGCGGGACAGCGACGACCCGCGCUACGUCGUCACCACCUACGACGGCGUCCACAACCACGCCGCGCCGGGCGCCGCCUACCUCUGCCCGCCGCCUCCGCCGCGCGGCGCAGCGCACUACUCGCCUCCGGUGGCAGCGCCCAGCUGGAGCGCAGCUCUUGACGCGUGGGAGGCGCAGCUGCACCGGCACGCCGCGGCGGCGGCUCACUCGUCGGAGUAGUCCUACUGAUCCAUCAUCAGCUACACGCACGUAUACGGAUCAUGUAGCUAGCUAGAAUGUUCGCCAACGUGGAGAUCGAGACGAUCGAGCCACGUUUUUCGGGGUUUGCGUAGUUUGUACUGUGUACUACCGUUACAGUUAGACAUACAUACAUACCCACACACCGAGACUGUUUCUGAUU
Zea mays is the source of this 965-nucleotide messenger RNA. RefSeq lists its product as uncharacterized. Bases 95 to 784 code for a protein of 229 amino acids. The record is from RefSeq and is marked validated. Lineage: Eukaryota; Viridiplantae; Streptophyta; Magnoliopsida; Poales; Poaceae. Gene Ontology annotation, biological process: regulation of DNA-templated transcription. Gene Ontology annotation, molecular function: DNA-binding transcription factor activity; sequence-specific DNA binding. The transcript has 3 exons.